ACCAUCAAUUUUUCUUUCCAUGGCUUGAACACAUAUUUACUCAACAGCGUGGUAAUUUUCAACUCCACGAGCAACAUUUCGAUAUAUGUCUAGUUGCAAAAUGUUUUCGUCCAUUGCGUACAAGCGACUGCCCAAAGAUGAGCAGCAGGGACUGGCGGAGGAGCAAGAUGUGACAGAUACUAGAUCUACUGUCGGAGUAAGACAGAUGUCCCUAAAUGCCUCGUUUUUCGUUGUCAUCUUGCUAGCCUCAAACUUGACUACUUGGUCCGUAUCUAAGAGACUAUCAACAACAAGUAAUGGUUCUGGCAAAUCGUCUCUUGAUAUUCCAACUGUAUUUGCCGGCUUGCAGCAAACAGUGACAGUAGCGCUUCAUGGACAUGAUCCGUACACUGAUCGCAAUGAUACAUUUCGUGACGAGCUGUGGCAGUCCAUCAACAUCGAUGAGGGCAUGAUCGCACUCCCGGACGAAAUCGCUGUUGAGAAGGGCCUGCCUUUGGCGCAAAGAUUUCCGUGGGAUCACGGCAAAGGCGUCUAUCUUCUUCAUGGCUAUCAUAAUCUACACUGUGUGCGAGCUAUAUACAUCGCCCUGAUGGAGUACAAAAAUAACUUACCCCAAACCCGCAAUUUUCGGCACAUAAUCCACUGCCUGGACUCACUCCGUCAAGAUGUUAUCUGCAACGCAAAUGAUACUCCGCGAGUCACCACUAACGACUCUAUUCCGGAGACAGGUCAGGGCCAAUACCGCCAGUGUCGUAGUUGGGAUGAAUUGUCUGCUUGGGCAAGGCAGUAUCCAGCUUGCUAUCGAUACAUUAAUGAAACACAGACUCCGCAGGAGUUUCCUCAAAUACAGCGCUUUGUCUGGUGUCCGGAAGGAUCACCGUAUCGGGCAGAAGUUGAGAAGGUGUUUGAGGUAGAUUAUGAUGUAUGAUUUCUCCGUUGUU
Molecule: messenger RNA, 941 nt
Organism: Talaromyces stipitatus ATCC 10500
Lineage: Eukaryota; Fungi; Ascomycota; Eurotiomycetes; Eurotiales; Trichocomaceae
Exons: 3
Coding region: 86-928 (280 amino acids)
Biological process (GO): mycotoxin biosynthetic process
Source: RefSeq, a predicted model, not a curated record